GAGGGUGCUCCCGAGAGCUUCCCGAGCGAGCUGUCAUUUCCCUCGCCAGGCAUGGUUCCAUUACAGUCAGCUCCAGCCUUUCCUACCUGUGUUGGGCUGACUCAGGAGCAAGUCUCCUCACGGCAGGAUCAUACCCGCGUCACCACAUCCUUUUGCUGAACUGCAGUCUUUACUGUUUCUGCACAUUCAGGGUAACAUCUGGAAACAUCCUGCAGGUUUGUUUUUUUUAAUGUUACAAGAUGCUAGGAUUCUCUGUUUACGGCGCUGUUGGAGCGGUUAUCUAUGGAAAUUUUUGGGAAGAGGCUGUGGAGCGUCUGCCAAAUGGCUGAGUUGCAGCCUGAGACUUAAAGCAGGCAAGGCAGCAGGAGAGACCGAGUUUGCUCUGCUGUCCUGCGGGUGUUCCUGGACCUUGAUCUCGGGUUUGUGCGUGUGGUGUGGGCAGUGUGGUUACAGGCUUAACUUUGGUCUGAGCAUGAACCUCUUGUCCUUGAGUCAGGAGGGCGUUGUGCUUAAAAUGGGGGUUCCUCUGCAAGCGAGCGCUAGGGUCGGUGUUCCCGGUGCACCGCAGCACAGCGCGUGUGGUUGGAGGGACUUAACAUUCACCAUUCGCCGCUUGUCGGCUCUGCAGCCCUGAUGUGGAAUUAGCAUAAUUGGCUGCUGGCUUUUUAGCCGGUUGUAAAGAGAGGAGCUCCAUCUGGGCCGCCCUCCGUACUCUCAGGGCUGCUCCACUGUACCCUCCCUGUUACCUCGCGUCUGCCCGACGAGGACGGGGAAGCAGGAUGCCGGCGGGGCUCGGCGGGAGAGGCCGUCCCGGUGCGGGCAGGGCGCUGUCCCUUUAAGGCGGGUGGCGGGGCGGGCUCGGGCGGUGAGUGACAGCGCGCGCGAGGUCACGUGAGCCGCCUGUAUUUGAAGGUCACAAAAAAGCAGCUUCCUUUAGAGAGAGCAAGAGGGAGCGAGAGGGAGGGAGCGAGAGGAGAGAGCGAGGGAGCGCAGCCAAAAUGGCCGACGGAGCGUCUGCUGGGUUCUGAACGCUUGAAAUAAAAAAAAAAAAUUAAAAAAAAAAGAGAGAGCAAAAAAAAAAUUCAACAAAAAAGGAAAAAAAAAACCUAAACGAAAAAGCAAAAACACAAAACCAUUUUUGGAUUUUUUUUUUUUUUCAUUUCCAUUUCUACCUUGUAUGCCUCAACUCGCUGGAUUUAAGCACUGCUGCACUUUAUGAGGUGAUGAGCUGCAUUUGGGUGUUCUGUGCUCGGAAAAAGCUGAGGUUGGCUGUGUCACCGUUAUGUCUCCUUUUCAUUCUGCUUCAGUCCAGAGAGAAGGAGCAAGAAAGGGAAGAACAGUUAAUGGAAGACAAGAAAAGGAAGAAAGAGGAUAAGAAAAAGAAGGACUCUGCUCAGAAGGUCACAGAUCAAAAAACCAAAGUGCCCGAAGUGACGAAACCAAGUUUAAGCCAACCAGUGGCUGCCAGCCCAAUUGGCAACUCUCCAUCGCCACCAGUCAAUGGUGGCAACAAUGCCAAAAGGGUGGCAGUGCCGAACGGACAACCGCCAAGCGCCGCCCGCUACAUGCCUCGGGAGGUGCCGCCGCGAUUCCGUUGCCAGCAGGACCACAAAGUGUUACUGAAACGUGGGCAGCCCCCUCCGCCAUCCUGCAUGCUCCUUGGGGGUGGAGCAGGGCCUCCCUCCCCAGCAGCACCAGGAGCAAACCCAAACAACGCACAACCAGUGACAGGAGCACUGCUGCAGAGCGACAGUGGGACUGCAACAGAUUCAGCAAUUGGAGGUGCUGCUGCUUCAAAUUAUGCAAAUUCUACUUGGGGUCCUGGAGCCUCCUCCAACAGCGGCACCAACGCCAACCCAACUCACAUCUGGGACAAGGUGAUUGUAGACGGGUCUGACAUGGAAGAGUGGCCUUGUAUUGCCAGCAAAGAUGCUGAGUCUUCUUCCGAAAACACCACCGAUAACAACAGUGCCUCGAACCCUGGCUUGGAGAAGAACGCUCUGCCAGGAAGCACCACUAGUAACAAAGGAAAAGGAAGCCAGUGCCAGUCUGGAAGCGCUGGAAACGAAUGUAAUCUUGGGGCCUGGAAAUCUGAUCCCAAGGCUAAAUCUGUUCAAUCUUCCAACCCUGCUGCCGAGAGUAACAAUGGACUAGGUAAUUGGAGGAACUUGAGUGGACAAGACAGAAUCAGUCCCGGUUCUGGCUUCAGCAACUUUAACCCAAAUAGCAACCCAUCUGCUUGGCCAGCACUGGUUCAAGAGGGCAAUUCUAGGAAAGGAACUCUGGAAUCUGAUAGUGGUAGCUCCAAUGCACAGAUUAGCACAGUAGGUCAGACCUCUAGGGAACAGCAGUCAAAGAUGGAAAAUGCGGGUGUUAACUUUGUCUCUGGCAGAGAACAGGCUCAAAUUCAUAACACUGAUGGACCAAAAAAUGGAAACACUAACUCCUUGAACUUAAGUUCACCAAACCCUAUGGAGAAUAAGGGAAUGCCCUUUGAAAUGGGCUUGGGGAACCCUUCCAGGAGCACUGACACCCCUUCUCAAAGCACUGGAGAAAGAAAGACAGGGAGUGUUGGAUCUUGGGGUACAGCUAGGGGGUCUUCUGGAACUGACACAGUCUCUGGGCAGAGCAAUUCUGGAAACCAUGGGAACAAUGGAAAGGAGAGAGAGGACUCCUGGAAAGGAGCUAAUGUUCAAAAACCUAAUGGGUCAAGAAGCGAUUCUUGGGAUAACAAUAACCGGUCUACGGGUGGUGGGUCUUGGAACUUUGGCCCUCAGCAUACAAAUGAAAGCAAAUGGGGUGAAGGGAACAAAUUAACAUCUGGGGUCUCUCAGGGAGAAUGGAAACAGCUGUCUGGGUCUGAUGAACUGAAGAUUGGAGAGUGGAGUGGUCCAAACCAACCAAAUUCUAGCACUGGAGCAUGGGACAAUCAAAAAGGCCACCCUCUUCCUGAAAACCAAGGUAAUUCCCAGGCUCCCUGUUGGGGAAGAUCUUCCAGCUCUGCGGGAAGUGAGGUUGGAGGUCAAAGCACUGGAAGCAACCACAAAGCAGGAAGUAGUGACAGUCACAAUUCUGGACGCCGAUCAUACAGGCCUACGCAUCCUGAUUGCCAGGCAGUCCUGCAGACUUUGCUGAGCAGGACUGACUUGGACCCCCGAGUGCUUUCAAACACCGGCUGGGGCCAGACUCAAAUUAAGCAAGACACCGUGUGGGAUAUUGAAGAAAUGCCACGGCCCGAGGGGAAGUCUGAUAAAGGAACUGAGGGGUGGGAGAGCUCUGCCACACAGACAAAGAACUCAGGGGGCUGGGGCGAUGUACCCAGCCAAAGCAAUCAAAACAAGUCUGGAUGGGGUGAGCUCUCAACCCCAACGGAGUGGAAGGACCCCAAAAAUAGUGGAGGAUGGAAUGACUAUAAGAACUCCAAUUCUUCUAACUGGGGAGGAGGAAGGCAAGAAGAAAAAUCAUCUUCCUCUUGGAAUGACAGCUCUAGUAAGGAUCAGGGGUGGGGUGGACGGCAAACUAAUCAAGGAUGGUCUUCUGGAAAGAACGGUUGGGGAGAGGAAGUUGACCAAACAAAAAACAGUAACUGGGAAAGUGCAGGAAACAAGCCAGUGUCCGGUUGGGGUGAAGGUGGGCAAAAUGAGAUUGGAACUUGGGGUAAUGGUGCAAAUACAAGCUCUGCUUCAAAGGGUGGAUGGGAUGAUUGUAAAAGAACUUCAACAUGGAACGAGACGGGUCGACAGCCCAACUCCUGGAACAAGCAGCAGCAGCAGCACCAGCAGCAACAGCAGGAGACUUCUGGUUCCUGGGGUCCACCGCCCCAAACUCCAAGUAAUGGGCGGCCUCCAAACCCGAACUGGAACAGUGGACCACAGCCAGCUGCCCCCAAAGAGGAGGAGCCUAGUGGCUGGGAAGAACCUUCUCCACAGUCAAUCAGUCGAAAAAUGGAUAUUGAUGAUGGCACUUCAGCGUGGGGAGAUCCUAGCAGUUAUAACUACAAGAAUGUGAAUCUGUGGGACAAGAACUCACAAGGAGGACAGGCCCCACGGGAGCAGAGCCUGCCUACUCCAAUGACUAGCAAAUCACAAGCAUCAGUCUGGAGCAAAAGCACUCCACCUGCUCCAGAUAAUGGUACGUCCGCCUGGGGUGAGCCAAACGAAACCAGUCCCGGGUGGGGUGAAGUAGAUGAUACAGGAGCAUCAACUACAGGCUGGGGGAAUGCACCUUCCAACGCCCCGAAUGCCAUGAAAUCUAGUUCUAAAUCUAUGCAAGAUGGCUGGGGAGAGAGUGAUGGGCCAGUGACAGGAACACGUCAUUCCAGCUGGGAAGAGGAGGAGGAGGGAGGAGUCUGGAACACAGCAGGCUCUCAGGGAAGCAGUUCCUCCCACAACUCAACAAACUGGGGGCAAGGAGGAAAGAAAACACAAAUGAAGUGUGCAUUAAAAGGAGGAAAUAGUGAUUCGUGGAUGAACCCUUUAUCCAAACAGUUUUCAAAUAUGGGCUUGCUAAGUCAAACUGACGACAUUCCAGGCAGUAAGAUGGACUUGUCUGUAGGUGGUCUCCCAGAUAAGAAGUUUGAGGUAGAUAAACGAGCCAUGAAUCUCGGGGAUUUUAAUGACAUGAUGAGAAAGGAUCGAUCUGGGUUCCGUCCACCUAAUUCCAAAGACAUGGGAACCACAGAUAGUGGGCCUUAUUUUGAGAAGCUGACUUUGCCUUUCUCCAAUCAAGAUGGGUGCCUUGGGGAUGAGGCUCCCUGCUCUCCCUUCUCCCCUUCUCCCAGCUACAAGCUGUCUCCCUCUGGUUCCACACUAUCCAACGUCGGCCUUGGGGCAAUCGGCUCAGGGCUCAGUCCCCAAAACUUCGCUGCUAGACAAGGUGGCAAUCAUGGUUUGUUUGGAAACAGCACAGCACAAUCGAGGGGCAUGCACACACCAGUGCAGCCACUAAAUCCUUCCCCCAAUAUCCGGGCGCAAGUGCCUCCCCAAUUCCUUUCUCCCCAGGUUUCAGCCUCCAUGCUCAAACAGUUUCCCAACAGUGGCUUGAAUCCUGGUCUUUUCAAUAUGGGCCCCCAGCUUUCUCCACAACAGAUUGCCAUGCUGAGCCAACUUCCACAGAUUCCCCAGUUUCAAUUAGCUUGUCAGCUCCUCCUUCAGCAGCAGCAGCAGCAACAGCUGUUACAGAGCCAGAGAAAGUUAUCUCAAGCUGUGCGACAACAGCAGGAGCAACAGAUUGCUCGUAUGGUGAGUGCCCUCCAGCAGCAGCAGCAGAGGCAGCCUGGCAUGAAGCAUUCGCCAUCCCACCCUGUUGGGCCUAAGCCACAUUUAGACAGCAUGGUACCCAAUCCUUUGAAUGUGGGUCUCUCAGAUUUACAGACCAAAGGGCAGAUACCUGGAUACGGUUCAGGUGGCUUUGGCUCAAGUGGCAUGGAUUAUGGCAUGGUGGGAGGGAAAGAGGCUGGAACAGAAUCCCGCUUUAAGCAGUGGACUAUGAUGGAAGGGCUGCCCUCUGUGGCUUCACAAGAUGCCAAUAUGCACAAAAAUGGUGCAAUAGUGCCCCCUGGAAAGGCUCGUGGAGGAUCGCCCUACAACCAGUUUGACAUAAUCCAGGGCGACCCACUCAGCAGCCACGCAGGCCCUGCUGGUGAUAGUUGGUUACCUGCCAAAUCUCCACCAACAAACAAGAUCGGAAGUAAAUCCAGCAAUGCCAGCUGGCCUCCAGAAAUUCUGCUGUUCAAGAGAGCAGUAUUGUUCAGCACAAAGAUAAAUGAAGUGGUGCCCAAUCAAACUGAUAUCACAGCUGGAGAGUUCCAACCGGGAGUGCCAUGGAAAGGUAUACAAAACAUUGACCCUGAAUCUGACCCCUAUGUGACCCCUGGAAGUGUGCUGGGGGGGACAGCCACAUCUCCCAUUGUAGAUACUGACCACCAACUUCUGCGGGACAACACCACAGGGUCUAAUUCUUCCCUCAACACCUCGCUGCCUUCACCUGGUGCCUGGCCCUACAGUGCCUCUGACAAUUCCUUCACCAACGUUCAUAGCACUUCAGCAAAAUUCAGUGAUUACAAAUCAACAUGGUCCCCAGAUCCCAUAGGACACAAUCCCACUCAUCUCUCCAACAAGAUGUGGAAAAACCAUAUUUCCUCAAGGAACACUACAGGGCUGCCCCGCCCACCUCCUGGCCUGACCAACCCCAAACCGUCAUCUCCAUGGAACAGCACAGCACCCCGAUCGGUCAGGGGCUGGGGGGCACAGGACUCAAGGCUUGGCUCUGCAUCUACUUGGAGUGAUGGUGGCUCAGUUCGUCCUAGCUACUGGCUGGUUCUUCACAAUCUCACUCCACAGAUUGACGGGUCAACCUUGAGGACGAUCUGCAUGCAGCAUGGCCCACUGCUGACAUUCCAUCUGAACCUGACCCAGGGCACCGCCCUCAUCCGAUAUAACACCAAACAGGAGGCGGCCAAGGCCCAGACUGCACUGCACAUGUGUGUGUUGGGAAACACUACCAUCCUGGCUGAGUUUGCCACAGAUGAAGAGGUUAGUCGCUUUUUGGCACAAGCUCAGCCCCCUACACCUACAGCAACCCCGAGUGCACCCACAGCAGGCUGGCAAUCCCUGGAGACAGGACAGAACCAGACAGAUCCAGUUGGACCUGCUUUGAAUCUCUUUGGUGGGUCAACAGGGCUUGGGCAGUGGAGCAGUGGUGGCGGCGGCAGCAGUGGGGGUGAUCUCACUGGCGCUUCAUUGUGGGGGCCCCCAAACUAUUCUUCAAGCUUGUGGGGGGUCCCAAGCGUAGAGGAUCCACACAGAAUGGGCAGCCCUGCUCCCUUACUACCUGGAGACCUUCUGGGAGGAGGGUCGGAUUCAAUCUGAACUUAGAACUUUCAACUCUGACCUCGUGACCUUUUUUGGAACAGCAGCAGCACUAACUUGACCUUUUUCGUUUUUUUCAACUUGCAAUAAAUACAUUUAUAAAAGGAAAAAAGAAAACGGAGAAAGAAAAAAAGGUGGGUCAUUGACAGACUGUCUGAGCACAUAGUUGCCUCCCUUAUAUAACUUCAGUUUUUUCGUUUGGAAUAUGAAUCCAAAAAGAGAACAUAUCACUCUUGAAAUACUUGAAUCGUGAACGCCAACUUAGAAAGACAAUGUGAAGCAAGUACACAUACCAUUUAAAUUUAAGCAGAAAAAAUUAAAAAAAUUAGUUUCUAGUUUUUCACUUUUUCAUGUUAUACGGAAGUUGUUGCUAAGAAACAUAUAUACUGAAAAAAUAGCUUUUUAACUUUGUUUGCACUGGGUGUGUUUCCGUCCUUAGGUCUACCAUGUUGGGUUGGGGUUGGGGAGGGGUUCAAAAGAAUAAGGGGAGGGAGGGGAAGACUUGACGGAGCCUCACUUUAAAAACAAAACAAAACAAAAAACCUAGAAAAAAAAAUAAAAAAUUAAAAACCCACAAAAAAAAACAAAACAGAAAAAACAAACAAAACAAAAAAACCAACACUUUGUGAUUGGCUGGUUGAUAAGUACCAGUGUGUUCUGGCACAUGUAACUGCCCACGUGUGCUUGUUUCUGUGUGAGUGCGUGUGCACAUGUUUGUGUGUGUGCAUUUUUUUCUCUAUAUAUAUAAUCUUGAAACGCUGCAUUGCUGAUGGUCUACGGGCUGGCUGGCCAUCUGCAUGUCUUGAUUCUGAAAGCAAGACAGGCAUGGUGGAGUCCCUGUGGCUGAAGCAGAAUCCAGUUGGGCUGGAUUAAAAUUUAUCAGUAGGUUUUUUUAAAUUCAUUUUAGCAGGGUGCUAUCUCAAAUCUGCAGAUCAUAGAGUGGAUAGUUGCUUCCUAGCCCUUGUUCUAACCCUGUGGUAGAGCAGAACACUGCCAUAUCCAAAGGAUUAUGGGAGAGGGGAGACAAUGUUGUCUUUUGAGUAACAGUCUCUUUAUUUAUGUCUGCUUGUGGGGUUUUUGUACUGAAUGAACCCUAGAGUGUUUGUAAUAUAAUGCAAGCCAUUUAUUUCUUCCAACAAGGGGAAAAGAGGAUUAAAGAAGACAUUGCCAUUUUUUGUGCAGCUAGACAAAUGUUCUUUUCCAGUCUCUUGCAAGCUUCAGUACCUUUAAAAAUAAGUUUCUUUUCUCCCCCAAACCUAAAUAAGCACCUGUACUCAUUCUAGAGGAAUCCAUCCAAAGCCUGAAAAUCCAGCCCAACUAAAUUAGCCUUUUAGUUGAUUUACUGCUUCUAUUAAAACUGACAAAAAACUAAAUGGUGUCAGCAAAGUGCUGGCCAGCCUGCCUCAUCUCCUGAAAGCACAUGCAGCUAACUCCUUCCUGCGUCCUUCAUGGUGAGCGUUACCUGUGCCAGGCCUUGGUGCCAUUACAGCGCCAGACCAUCACUGACAGAAACGUUUACUUACGAAUGUUCUUAAACCAGUGUGUACUUCAAAGGUUUCCUUUUGUUUCUCUGUGUUGUGUUUUUUCCUGUGUACGUGGUUUUGCUUAGGGAGGUAUAUAACUAGCAAAGACUUUUUUUUUUUUAAAAGAAGUAUUGCACCUUUUUGUUUUUACUUUUUUCCUGUACUGUUGCUUUUUAAUUUCUGUAUUUAAGGAAAGGUUUGGGUUUUUUUUAGCAUCAGUGUAGUAGUACUCUGGGCAGGAUAGGGUUGACCUAUAAUCCACAGUGAUAGCCAGUGUGUGCGUGCAUGUGUACGCUGGGAACAAAACUUUUAAGACCUGUUGUUGUGAAAAGAGUUGUAGCAGACUUGAAGGAACAUCCCUUGACACGAAGCAGGAAGUCUUUUGUGGAGGUGGGGCCGGGGGAAGAGGGAAGAGAGAUGCCGGUACUUUUUCCAUAAGUGCUAGGACUUCCGUGCGGCAUUGUCCGGCUGUUACACGGUCUAACCAAGUGCCGACCUUCUGUACCAGCACAUACCUGUCCAUUCCAGCCCUCAGAGGGAGCAGUGCUUUAUCACCUGGUGGAGGGGGGCAGAUAGGGGAGUCUGUUUCUUCAGCGCUUUCAUUGAAGGAUAUGACCAUGUCUAAUGCAUUUAACUCAUGGGUUUUGUGGGCAGAAGCAAAAACAGAUGCAAGUCAUGGAGGGGGGAGGUUGGUGCACGUGUGUGUGUGUGUGUGUGUGUGUGUGUAUGCCUGUGUGCUGGGGGUGGGAGGGAAGGGCUAGGGAAUUACAUGGCUGUUUUAUUUAAUUCGCCCUUUCUAUGUAAACCCAAUGUCACAAGGAAGACUGACUGAGGGAAAUGCUGCAUAUACACAUGCCUGUAGAUUUGUAUGCAAAGCAUUAUGUGGUAAAAAAUUAUGAGUAGGUUGGAAUUUGUUUAGUAAACUGGAGUGUGCAGCAUACUCUGGCCCCUUUGGAAAAUACUUUCCUAUCAUGUCUCCUCCAUCUAUCCCACCAUGCACAAAGAAACAAAAUGCUCUCUUUCAGCUCCUGCUAGCUGGCUAGUGCCCCUCGUGUGCAGGCAUCUGUACAGCUUUGUUUCUGCUCAAAGACCAAGUGCACUCGGACACGCAGAGCAGGUUCUUAAAAGUCCUGUGCCAGCAGUACUUCCUAGUGAAGCACCUUUGGCCUGAGCAAGCCAGUAUCUGUUCUGUCACAUGAAUUUGCUAUACAUGCUGGUUCAUUGCUGUGUUCCACCCUCACUUCUCUCUCCCAACCUGCCCUAAGGUCCCUUUACCUGCACUUUGGGCUAGAUGAGUUCAUUGCGAUACUACGGUGAAAGCCGGGUGCUAGAGCCCCUCUUGUUUACAAGACAUAAUGAGGGAUUUGAAAUAUUUAAAAAGAAAAGCUAAAUUGUUCUUCCAUUGUAAGCUUAAAGGGAAAAAAUUAAAACGUUUAAAAAAAAAAAAAAAAAAAAAAAAAAACAAAAGUGCAUAUAUGAAUUUUAGACGUUUACUAAUUCUGGGAGCAAUUAACAGUGUUUUUGUUUUUAUUUUAACAUUUUAUUUUCCUGCUUUAAAUUUGCAAGCAUUCUCAGGAAUUCUAGGGUAGGAAGCCAGUUUUUUGAAGAUGGUUUAUUUAACCUUAUCCUAGAUUGAUGGCUGUUUCUUGUUGAUAAACUUUUACAAGUUCCUGGAUCUUCAAAAUGUUUGAAAGUUUUUACUUUAAAAUAAAAAUGCUAAAAAAAAAAAAAGAAAAAGAAAAAGCAAAAAAGAAAAAACCUCCAAAUGUUACUGUCAAGUGAGGGAUCAAGAAUUUUAAAUACUUUCUAAAUUAAGAUACAUUAAGAAAACUUCUCAAUAUCAGCAACAGGAAUUCAUUGCAAUCCUAAACAAUUUGUGGGAGAAGGGUUAUUGUUUAUUGUGCUUUGUUACUCAUGCAUAUGCGUGCAGUUGCAUGGAGAAGAGAAGUGUGAGAAUGGAAACCUACUAUUCCCUCUUGAUUGAAACUAAAACAAAAAUAUCCUUCCAAGCACCUUUUUAAUAGCAGAGUGAAAGUAUAAAUCUUAUUAAAAUGCAGUAGAGUUUAACUGAAAGAAUCCUUGGUUAGGAUGACUAGCAGGAAAUACACAAUGGUGCUUCUUUGAACCACUUCUGAACAGUGCUAAGAAAAAAAACAGUGCUGACAGAAUACUCAGUAAUGAAGUAGUUUUAUUAGCCUGCCUUUUUCAGUACAGAAAAAAAAAAUACAGAAAAACUCCACGCAAAUGUACAUUGGAAGUCAACUGUCCUGUUUUCAGCUACUUGGAGAGUUUAAUUCCCACUUGGAGAUUCACUGCUUGCUUUUCUUCAUCCACCCCACCUCCCAAUCUUUCUGUUUCAUUCUAUAUGAGAGAAAUAGCUGUUAAACUCCUCUGUUCACCCUGUUGCUGCUGGCUGUCAGGGCUUAGAGUCUUGAACUUAAAAGUUCAGUGUUGGGAUGGUCAGCUUCUGCCUCCCAGCUCUAGGGGUCAGGGGCUUACUCCGCCUGAAACAGCUCGGCUCAAACCACAAAAACCGCGCUAGUGCCUUGUUACAUGCACCCACAUGCCCUACAGUAGGGGAGGGGAGGGAAGACGAGGCAAAGUGAGGCAGUGUAGCCGCUUCAUGGAAAUAGAUGUGCCCAUUCUUAAGGGAAGAGCAUGCCGUGUGAGCAAGUUGUGCAAUGAGUUACUUAAUAGUAGUUAAGUUGUUAUUAUUAUUAUUAUUAUUAUUAAUAAAUCAGAUGCCAAAUUCUGUCUUUCUCAUAGCAAUUGCCCAGUGUUUUCAUGUUGUGCUGCGUGUGCAUGUGAGUCUAUUGAAAAUAAUGCAUCAGUAGUAAUAAUAAUGUGCUUUAAAAAUCCUGUCGUGGGCCAGUAGAAGGAGGGUUUACUUAGAAAGUUUAGGAUUUUAUUUUAUUAGGUUUUUUUUAAUGAUAGAAUUUGAGUGCUUUGCCAGAAACUGUGUUUUAUCAAAUUAGCAGUGUCCUAAAAGAGAGAAAACCAUAGCAUUUGGUCAAAAAAGCUGACAGACUUGACAUUCACUUUGGAAGUGGAUUGUGACUGACUACUGAAGGGUUGACAGUCUUAAGUUUCCGCAGUCUGCUGGGUCCAAACCUAUUGUAGUACAACAGUCUGCUCCUUGUUUCCUGAAUGUGCAUCCUGUAAGUGUUAGUGACUGUCUCCUCAGUGACAGUUUGCCUGCAUUGUCAAAGUAACAUUAAUCUGUUUUCCAGCUACAGUUGACAGAUCUAUAUGGCUUAGUCAUGGCACUCCCAACCAUUGCAAGUAGUGUCUGAGAAUUGUGCUAACCAGACUCAACUACUGGGGACACCCGUUGCUUAAUGUUGUAAAAAUUCUGCUACCAUUUGAGCUCCUAACAGUGAAAAGUUAGCAGGAAUUGAUGUUAGGAGAUUUCUGGCCUUUUUCACAACUGUUCCCGGGAAGGGGUCAUUGGCAGAAUCUUGUUGGCAAGGUAGGGAGAAGAGGCUGUGGAAAGCACAGUUUGGAAUAGGCUAAGGGCAUCUCUUGCCAGAUAAAAAUCCAGCCACUUUGCUUACCUUACCUUGCAGUGUCUAUCAAGCUGAGAGUUUUUAGUCUGUUUGAUAAUUCUUUGCUCCAUUUGAGGAUUUUGUCUUAGCAGUGAUAGCAGAGUCUAGCAAGCAAAACAAAGUGUUCUAUAGCUCAGAAACCUGUGUUUAGACUUCUGACAUUUACUUUGGAAUACUUGCCAUCUUUUCCCAGUGUUUUUAUGUUUCUACCUGGACACUUGCCUAGCAGUCUUGAGAGUGGGGUUUUACUGGUUUGGGGUUUUUUUACAAUCACAAGGUGUCAGGUUUUUCUUAUAUUUUUAUUUUAUUGUCCUUCACAUUAAGUGGCUUUUGUAAUGAGUAAGAAUGUUAAGCCAAGUAUGUUUUUAGCUCUGCAAUAUAAACAGGCUGUUUUCAAAAAAAACUGGGUGGGAUAAACCCCUCAAAAAUUACAUAACAAACAUUUGUAUUAAGUUGGCCUCCUUUUUUUACCAUGAAAUUUCUGAGCAUUUUAUUCCUUAGAACUUUUGCCCUAUUUUUCUUCCUAAAAAUGCUGCCACAUCGUCCACUGUGUCCUAAUAGUGUAUCCAAAUAGUACUGUAGUUUUUUAGGGGGAAAUUUUGGUUAGGUUGGAUUUUUUUGCUUCAUUCUUUAUUAUGUUUAACUCUUAGGUUUCUGAUUUUGUUUGUGCAUAUUGUUUUCCUAUUGACUUUAAGAGGAGCACUGUUUGUAUAUCUGAGCUACCCAAAUUUGACCAAGCCUGGUCAAGAAAAUGAGCUGGAUCAGGGUUAACGUAGCAGAGGAGGUCCUGUUUCCAGUGUGUGUUGCAUAUAUCGCCUUCACUGUAAAUCAUGUGACCUUAGUAUCCAGGUUCUCGAGUGGAUUGAAACGCAGUUUUUGUAGAGGCUGGUUAACAUCUCAUGGUAAUAGUCCUGAUUGAGUAGAAGGUAGGGGUUUUUUUCGAAAGAUGUAAGGUUCCCCUAUGAGAAGCAGCUUUCUUAAUUGUAAAUAUGCAUGCAUGCUUUGUGGGCAGGAAAGUAGUACCAAGACAACUACGUUGAAAUUACUUUUGAGGAAAAACCCCAAUAAACAAAUGCUGUUGAAGUGCAACUUUGGUCCUGAAUCUGAAGCAACAUACACAGAAUCUGUUGGUUUCUCUAAAUUACUUUGCACACAAUAUCAUUUCAGUUCUGUAAUUCAUUUGCCACUGUUUCACAGUUUUAGGAACUGAUACUGUUAGAUCAUAUCGGUCAUUCCCACUGUGAUCAAAAUACGGAUAUAUAAAACCCAAACUCUUUCUUCCCCUUUACCUCUAGUACUAGGCUUCCACCUGUGGCAGAAGGAUGUUAACAGUAAUGGGGAGAAAUAUGUGAAGUUUCCCAAUGUAAACAGAGUUGGUACUCCCAGUUGUCCUGAAUCACAUCCAAACCUAAACCACAAAGCAACAGUUAGGCUGUAGCAGACCUGCUGGUUGGACUAAAUGACAGGAGCCAAACUGGAGAUUUUUAGCAGCCUUGCUAGUCCAUGUGCUUCACAAUGUUUUGCAAAAGUGUCCCAUCACUGUAAAUACCAGUGUUGCUGAAUUUUACCAAAGCUCCCUUGCAGUAGAUAAUAGGAAACAGGUCCAUUUUAUAGUGACUCACCAAGCAGAGCUUUGCCUACAGUAGACCUUAAGGGUCUGUCUACAUUGCUGUUAAAAUUGAGUCAGGGUCCUGUUUAAAAUUAUAGCGCUCUAUUUUGUGGUGUUAUGUGACUUUAAACUUUGUGAUGUAUUAACUAUAGCUUCUGAUCCUUGUAUGAAAAGUAAUUUAAGGUUUCAUCUGUGCUACAAGAAGCACCACAGCUCCUGAUGGGUUGGAGCCUACUUUUAAAACUUGUCAGGCCACAAUAGAUGCAGUUUCAUCUGUAGCAUGCAGCAGGCAACAUCUGUUUGCAUCCACAGUUUGCCUGCACAUUGCUUUUCAUCGAGCUAUGCAGGAAAGCAUUUCUCUAGAAGUCUCCCAGAGUCCUAGCAAGCUUCUAGCAAAUCAAGUGCUCUCUCCAAAAGAGCUAUUUUUGCCCUGUGUGUGUGAUAGUUGGGACUGGUGACAUUCAGCAGUGUUAGGGUUCCUGUAAACUUUGUAGUGAGAAAGGGGUUUUUUCACUUGACUCUGACAGCCUUUCUGUGAAGUAAUGCAGAGUACUCCGGGGAAAAAGAAAAAGAACAAAAAAAG
This is a messenger RNA of Parus major (Great Tit), 14129 nucleotides long. RefSeq names its product trinucleotide repeat containing adaptor 6B (gene TNRC6B). Gene Ontology annotation, cellular component: nucleoplasm; P-body. Gene Ontology annotation, molecular function: nucleic acid binding. The coding region runs from base 1224 to 6869 and encodes 1881 amino acids. The transcript is spliced from 25 exons. Lineage: Eukaryota; Metazoa; Chordata; Aves; Passeriformes; Paridae. Gene Ontology annotation, biological process: positive regulation of nuclear-transcribed mRNA poly(A) tail shortening; miRNA-mediated post-transcriptional gene silencing. The record is from RefSeq and is a predicted model, not a curated record.